UUGGCGGCCAGCUCCUUGUACCCGUUGGCGGGCGGCGCGGCCUCUAUCGGCAGCUACUCUACGUGCGCACUCACCGAGUCGUGGCGGGGGUGUCAGUUGGCGGCCAGCUCCUUGUACCCGUUGGCGAGCGGGGCGGCCUUUAUCGGCAGCUACUCUACGUGCGCACUCACCGAGUCGUGGCGGGGGUGUCAGUUGGCGGCCAACUGCUUGUACCCGUUGGCGAGCGGGGCGGCCUCUAUCGGCAGCUACUCUACGUGCGCACUCACCGAGUCGUGGCGGGGGUGUCAGUUGGCGGCCAGUUCCCUGUACCCGUUGGCGGGCGGCGCGGCCUUUAUCGGCAGCUACUCUACGUACGCACUCACUGAGACGUGGCGGGGGUGUCAGUUGGCGGCCAGCUCCUUGUACCCGUUGGAGAGCGGCGCGGCCUCUAUCGGCAGCUACUCUACGUGCGCACUCACCGAGUCGUGGCGGGGGUGUUAG
Molecule: messenger RNA, 480 nt
Organism: Parnassius apollo (apollo)
Lineage: Eukaryota; Metazoa; Arthropoda; Insecta; Lepidoptera; Papilionidae
Source: the annotation of a GenBank genome assembly